Molecule: messenger RNA, 1884 nt
Organism: Penicillium lagena
Lineage: Eukaryota; Fungi; Ascomycota; Eurotiomycetes; Eurotiales; Aspergillaceae
Exons: 4
Coding region: 1-1884 (627 amino acids)
Biological process (GO): pectin catabolic process
Cellular component (GO): extracellular region
Molecular function (GO): polygalacturonase activity
Source: RefSeq, a predicted model, not a curated record
AUGUUUUUCCUGUCGAUGCUGGCCAUCGGCACAUCCCUAGUCGCUGCACUCCCGACGCCUGUUCAAAAACGGACGGAUUGCACGUUUACUUCUGCGGCCAGCGCCAUCGCUGGCAAGAAGUCCUGCUCCAGCAUCGUUUUGGAAGAUAUCCAUGUCCCCGCCGGAGAAACUCUGGACCUGUCGGACUUGGAGCCCAAGACCAAGGUUGUCUUCGCAGGCGAAACCAGCUUCGGUUACAAGGAAUGGGACGGUCCAUUAAUCCGCGUGUCGGGCUCGAACAUCGUCAUCGUCGGUACCACGAAUCACACCAUCAACGGCGGCGGAGAGCGGUGGUGGGAUGGCCAGGGCACAAAUGGAGGGAAGACGAAGCCGAAGUUCUUCUACGCGCAUGGUCUAGACAACUCGCUCAUCGCCGGGCUGAACGUGAAGAAUACGCCCGUGCAGGCGUUCAGUAUUGAAUCGAACCAUCUACUCCUCACCCAUAUCACGGUUGACGACUCCGACGGCGAUGAGCUUGGUGCUCACAAUACCGAUGCCUUUGAUGUCGGAGAUUCUACUCACGUUACCAUAAGGAAAGCGAAUGUCCGUAACCAGGACGAUUGUCUUGCUGUGAACUCUGGCUCGAAUAUUUUGUUCACAGGCGCCUACUGCUUUGGUGGACAUGGGCUCUCCAUCGGCUCCGUAGGUGGGCGUUCGAACAACAAAGUCGAGAACGUCAAGAUCGAAAAAUCCACCGUGGUCAAUUCGCAGAACGGCAUCCGCAUCAAGACGGACUACAAGCAGACAGGUCUUGUGUCUGGCGUCACGUUUUCAAACAUCCGCUUGUCCAACAUCUCGGACCAUGGCAUUGUUAUCGAGCAGGACUAUGAGAAUGGCAGCCCGACUGGCACGCCGACUACGGGAGUUUCGAUUACAGACUUGACCAUCGAGAAAAUCACGGGCUCCGUGCACAGCGAUGCGGCGCCGGUUUAUAUCUUGUGCGGAGAUGGGAGUUGUUCGGACUGGAAGUGGAGGGAUGUUGAUCUUAGCGGUGGACAGGCCAGUGACAAGUGUGAAAAUGUGCCUCAUGGCAUUGAGUUUCUCCUCCUAGGCGGCCACGGCAAAGUGGCCCUCCACUUGACACCGCUGCUCUUGAACCGGGCAUGGCACGUUACUAGCGUUGUCCGCAACCCCGAGCAUGAGAACGAGAUUCUAGCGUUGGGCAAAGGCCGCAAGGGCAAAUUGGAUGUGCUGAUCUCGAGCCUGGACCAGGUGAAGAGUGAAUCGGACGCUCAGAAAAUACUAGACGCAGUGUCCCCGGAUUAUGUAGUUUGGUCGGCCGGAGCCGGCGGCAAAGGCGGCCCCGCAUCUACAAUCGCAAUUGACCAAGAAGCAGCGAAGCACUUCCUCGGCGCAUCCUUCGCCUCCACUUGCGUGAGCAAGUUCCUAAUGGUAUCUUAUCUUGGCAGCCGGACCAAGCAACCAGCCUGGAUUUCCGACGAGGACUGGGCGGCUAUCAUGCGGGUCAACACAGAGGUGCUGCCCACCUAUGCGAAGGCCAAGAUAGAGGCCGAUGAGUACAUGACCGCGCUGGCAGCGAAGCGCAAAGCCGAUCCAUCGGCGCGUCCGUUCCAGGCUAUUAACCUGCGUCCUGGGACUCUGACUGAUCAGCCGGCGACGCGGAUGGUGGAUCUGGGUAGGACAAGGGGUAAGGGGAGUGUGACCCGUGAGGAUGUUGCUAUUGUUGCAGAUCAGUUGCUUGCUAGGGCUGAUACCGAGGGGUGGAUUGAUCUUAUUAACGGGGACUUGCCCGUUGAUGAAGCCGUUGAGAAAGUUGCGAGGGAGAAGAAGGAUGCGGUUGAGGGGGAGGAUGUUGAUGGUAUGGUUAAAAGGUUUUUCUCUUAG